AACAAAUGCGAAUAAAUGGGAUAUUUGCAAAGGGAUUUUGUGACGCGAUGGGAGGAGUUUGUACUGCCAGGCCCAGGCAAAGUUUCGCCUUUGCGCGUGUUUGGUCCGCCACGCACGCCACGCCUCUGUCAGUACGUGCACGGCGCUCUCUCAUUUCACAGCAAACUCCAACUCGGCAAUUCCGCCUUCGCUGUCAAAUUUGUUGUUUUGCAUCUUGUUCUCGGCGAGCGGGCUCUUUUUUUUAUUUUUAUUAUUCUUCAAGACGCGAUCGUGGGGCAAGCCAGAGGCGGCAGAGCAGCAAAGCCGUCACAAGGUGUGGCUGGAGCCGCCGCCAUCAUUGCGUCGGAGUGGAGUUGCCGUAGCAGCCCUGACGGGGCGCAGGAGGAGGGCGGCGGCAGCGGCGAUGGAGAUGGACUUGGCGACGGGGCGGACCGGGGAUUGGACGGGGACCCUGAAGGGGUGUGGAGUCCUGACAUUGAGCAGAGCUUUCAGGAAGCGCUGGCCAUCUACCCUCCCUGCGGCAGGAGGAAGAUUAUACUUUCAGAUGAGGGCAAGAUGUACGGUCGAAAUGAGCUGAUCGCUCGCUAUAUUAAGCUACGGACAGGAAAGACACGCACACGCAAACAGGUGUCUAGUCACAUUCAGGUUCUGGCCCGCAAGAGGGUGCGUGAAUACCAGGCGAGCAUCAAGGUGGGCGCUCGCCGGAUAAACGUCAUCCCUCUGAGCUUAUCUUCUUUUUCUCUUUCUCUCCAUCCUGUCCUCUUUGCCGCCUUCCUCUACCUCCGCGUGCGCCGUCAGGUCUCUAGUCACCUGCAAGUCUUGGCCAAACGAAAGUCUCGUGAGAUUCACUCUAAGCUGAAGGCCAUGAACUUGGACCAGGUUUCCAAAGACAAAGCACUACAGACAGUGGCCAACCUCUCAUCAGCUCAGAUUGUGUCUGCAAGUGUGAUGAAAAGCCAAGCUUCUUUCCCUCCGCCAGUCAGGUUUUGGCCCGGCCACGUGCCAGGACAGCCUGGACAUUCUCAGGACAUCAAGCCCUUUGCACAGCCUCCUUACACAACACUAGCAGCUCCUGUUCCUCCACCCAUCAGCUACGAGUCCCUGCCUCCCCCUCGCCCGGCAGCCAUCGCGGCGGCGCCUGUGUGGCAGGACCGAACCAUUGCCUCAGCAAAACUACGGCUUCUGGAGUACUCUGCUUUUAUGGAGACGCAGAAAGAUAGAGAGAUGUAUAAGCAUCUGUUUGUGCACAUCGGCCCAUCCAACCCCAGCUACAGCGACCCCGUGCUGGAGUCCAUAGACGUCAGGCAGAUUUACGACAAGUUCUCCGAGAAGAAAGGAGGCCUGAAGGAGCUAUACGAGAAAGGGCCCCACAAUGCUUUCUUUCUUGUCAAGUUCUGGGCAGAUCUGAGCAGCGAUCUUGAAGAAGGUUCCGGUGCCUUCUACGGCGUGAGUAGCCAGUACAGCGGUACGGAGAAUAUCACAAUCAGCGUCUCGACAAAGGUCUGCUCCUUCGGCAAGCAGGUGGUGGAAAAAGUCGAGACGGAGUACGCGCAUACGGAAGGCGGGAAGCACGUGUUCCGUAUCCAUCGCUCACCUAUGUGUGAAUAUAUGAUCAACUUCAUCCACAAACUCAAACAUCUACCGGAGAAAUAUAUGAUGAAUAGCGUGUUGGAGAACUUCACCAUACUACAGGUGGUGUCCAACAGAGAAACUCAAGAGACUCUGUUGUGUAUCGCUUUUGUGUUUGAAGUGUCCACCAGUGAACACGGCGCACAGUACCACGUUUACCGCCUCGUUAACGACUAGCUCCAACGGACACGCCAAGACUGUCCCGACUUACAGUCGGCCAUUUUCUCCGACAGAUUGACACGCCGGCAGCGUUUUGCCUCACCAGCACAGGCCAUAUUUGAAACACUAAAGUCCAAACAACGUGUGAUGCUUUUGGGAGUGUAAAUAAUCGGUUCAUGUUCUGUUGUUCAUGAUAAUCACUUUCACUACUUUUCAGUGUUUUUAAUCCGAAGAGUAAUAUUGCUUCCGGAAGCAAAAAAUGAAUGCAUUUGUUCCCAGCAAAAGUUGACAGCGAGGACUUUGAAUAUGCAGUAGAUAAGUCUACACACCCUUUUGCAAAUAUUUCAAGAGGAGGACUGGAAUAACCGAUCGUGUGGUUGCACAAGUGUGCACACCCUCAUGUCACUGGCAUUUGGCAAUGUUCCAAAUGAACCAAUAGCGGCGGGCUCGGGACGGGAUGUAUUUUGUGAACUCGCAAAUGCUGCGAGGAUUCACCUUGCAGGCAAGAUCGAGUGUGUAUUAAGAUGUAGCUGGACUCAUGUUUUUUUUUUUGUAAGAUAAGGCUUAAUGGUCACAUUUAACGGGAAGAAAUAAUUGAUCACAGUCUUUAUUUUAAUCACAAAAGCUAUCAAUUUGAACAGGGGUGUGUAGACUUUAUAUAUCCACUGCCAAAUGAUUUUGUGUGUUCUGUUUCGUCACUAUUAUUGUAUCUACCACAAUAACCGACUCCAGCUGUCCCGUGUGUAACGGCAGCGUUUCCCGAAUCACAAUGGCAAUUCAUACCUUGAAGGAAGCAAAGUGUGACAAGAACAAAUCAAAUCUUAGUGUUAACCAACGCUUGAUGACAAUUGCCUGAACUGUUUAUUUGCCUUUGCUGCAUUCUUUCUACCUCCGUGUGAGUUGGGAUUCAAAUGUGCUUUCAUAAAGCCCUGACCUAAGGAGCACUGACGUAUAGGACGUGUACACUACAUUUUUAAUGGUACGUUUUAUAAGCCAAAAUUAGCUCAAUAUACUCUUGUUUUUAUUUUUGUAAAAGCAGAUGUUUUUACCAGCACAGCUACCGCUAAUACUCUAAAAAAAAAUAUAUCUAUUUUUUGCAGCCCCGGUUCUCUGAACUGACACUUGUUUAGCUCCGUGGAAUGUUCUUAACUCUGUGCACGUUAUUUAGCAACACUCGUUAGUUGAUCUGUCAUCCCCUCAUUUACUAGCAGAAUUAUACGUCAUGCGGACGUGUGUUUUUGUUUUCACGUCACGAAAGUUUGAGCCAACAUGUUCAUAAUCGCGUUUGUUGCGUGGAGGCCCAUUCCGCCAUUUGGCUCAUAUUCAUUCUCCAGUCUAUGUAUACGCAUAUGUUGAAUAUGUGCCUUUUAGGUUAUGCCAAUAAAAUCUCUCACGGUGUUUGCAGGA
Molecule: messenger RNA, 3195 nt
Organism: Syngnathus typhle (broad-nosed pipefish)
Lineage: Eukaryota; Metazoa; Chordata; Actinopteri; Syngnathiformes; Syngnathidae
Gene: tead3a
Product: TEA domain family member 3 a
Exons: 13
Coding region: 16-1806 (596 amino acids)
Biological process (GO): hippo signaling; embryonic organ development; regulation of transcription by RNA polymerase II
Cellular component (GO): transcription regulator complex
Molecular function (GO): DNA-binding transcription factor activity, RNA polymerase II-specific; RNA polymerase II cis-regulatory region sequence-specific DNA binding
Source: RefSeq, a predicted model, not a curated record